AUGGAUGAGAGAUUGAAUGAGGUUGCUAGGACUGGUACUAUUGAUGAAUUAUAUCGUAUGAUUCGAGAGGAUCCAUCUCUGCUAGAGCCUGCAGAUGAAUUACAAUUCAUUGACACUCCAUUGCAUAUAGCUGCACAGGUAGGGAACACUCAUUUUGUACUUGAAAUGAUGAGGCUUAAACCAUCUUUGUCGCGAAAGCUGAAUCCAGACGGGUUUAGCCCUAUCCACCUUGCUGUGGAAAGUAAUAAUGAUAAUCUUGUGAUUCGUAUGAUAAACAUAGACAGGAACCUAGUUAGAGUGCAAGGAAAAGAAUACUGUACUCCCCUGCAUUGUGUAGCUAAGAAAGGAAAUGUUAAGCUUGUGGUUGAAUUCUUGUUGGCUUGUCCGGAAUCAAUUCUGGAUGUAAACGUCAGGAACGAGACAGCUCUGCAUAUGGCGGUUCUGCACAAUAAAAUUCACACUGUUAAGGUCUUGUUAGAAUGGUCAAAAUUGCUUGAUUCUGAGUUUCUUUUGGGGUGGACUGAUGAGCAAGGCAAUACUAUCCUCCAUAUUGCAGCCUCGACGAAUGACAUUCAAAUGAUAAAGAUGUUGAUUCCAAUGGUAGACAUGGACGCGGUGAAUUUAGGUGGCAAGAGAGCUCUUGAUAUAUUUCAGGCUGAAACCUUAACUUUGUUACAGAAGGAUAAGAAACUGAAAAUAAUACACUGGUUGUUCAGGAAAAGGUCACAUUACAAUGCAACACUUUAUUGUGAUACCAACAAUAAUUGUUCAGUGGCAGAGUCAUUGAAAAGAGGAUUUCCAUGGUACAAAAGAUGGAUAUUAGCAAACCACCGGCAUAUGUCCCAAGUAAAUAAAGACGGGAUACUAGUCGUUGCAGUGCUUAUAGCAACAACUGCAUAUCAAGCUAUAGUCGCCCUCCCCACGGUGUUUGACAAUAAAUUGAUAGCUUCGGCCUCACAUUAUUAUUUCCUCGUCUUCCAGUUUUUCAAUACUGCAGCAUUUGUUGCCUCUAUGUCCUUGAUUUACAUACUACUGCCUCCUGGCAUUUCUUAUAUGCUACAACUGAUUAUUCCCAUUGUUGUAUGCUUCUUUGUUGGGAUCUAUCUCACUAAUCUUCAGACAGGGCUCUAUAUGUUCUCGCUCAUCUUAUUUAUUUGGCAAUUAUUGAGAUUUGGCAGAUUGGAUAGGAAUGGCAGAAGAGAGAGACACUUUUUACUGAAACACUGCACAAGCUUUCGAAAGGAACUAGAGAAGAAAGGGUAUAAAUAUCAGCUCUAG
This is a messenger RNA of Daucus carota subsp. sativus, 1278 nucleotides long. RefSeq names its product ankyrin repeat-containing protein BDA1-like. Bases 1 to 1278 code for a protein of 425 amino acids. The record is from RefSeq and is a predicted model, not a curated record. Gene Ontology annotation, molecular function: protein binding. NCBI's taxonomy places the organism in Eukaryota, Viridiplantae, Streptophyta, Magnoliopsida, Apiales, Apiaceae. The transcript is spliced from 2 exons.